Molecule: messenger RNA, 3275 nt
Organism: Dunckerocampus dactyliophorus (ringed pipefish)
Lineage: Eukaryota; Metazoa; Chordata; Actinopteri; Syngnathiformes; Syngnathidae
Gene: prc1b
Product: protein regulator of cytokinesis 1b
Exons: 14
Coding region: 155-1978 (607 amino acids)
Biological process (GO): microtubule cytoskeleton organization; mitotic spindle midzone assembly
Cellular component (GO): mitotic spindle midzone; cytoplasm; spindle
Molecular function (GO): microtubule binding
Source: RefSeq, a predicted model, not a curated record
AUCGGAGAGCAGAGGUCUGCUCGGUGCGUAUUUUGAACGACUGACCCAACGGCUAGCACUGGAAGCGAGCAAAGUUGACGCUUCACAGUUUGUCUCCGUGAUCAGUUUUGAAUCUAUUUUGAUCGAUCGGUUGCGGCCGUAACAUUUGUUGACGAUGAGAAGGAGUGUGGCGCUCGCAGCAGAGUCUGUGUCCUGCCUGAAUAAAGCCCUCCGCCAUUUGAAGGACAUUUGGGAGGAGAUUGGCAUUCCGGAGGACCAAAGACUACAGAGAACUAAUGUUGUCAAGAAUCACAUUCAGAGCUUACUCGAUAUGAUGAUCAGAGAGGAGGAAUCGCUGAAGAACAGGCUCGUCGGCAACAUUCAGGACUGCAAGACUAAAAUGGAGAAGCUUUGUCUUGAACUUCAGAUUCCUAUGUUUGAGGAAGAGGCUGGCCUCAGCAUACUCCAACAGGAGAAGAACAUCCGCACACGGGUGGAGGCUCUGAUGAAGGAGAAGAAUCGGCGGAUGCAGGAGCUGAAGGUUCUGCUGGCGCAGGACCAGGACCUGUGUGACAUCCUGCGCUCCAUUCCUUAUGGCAUCCCCCCAGAUUCUGUCCCCUCGCUGGAACAAUUGGAGAACUUUAGCCAGCAUGUGGCCAGCCAGAAUGAAGAGAAGGCAAAGCGGUAUGCUGAGUUCAUGGACGUCAAGAAGCAGAUCAUCUUGUACAUGAAUGACCUGGACCACAUCCCAGAGACCAGUUUUGAGAAGGAUGUUGUCGGCGAAGAUGAAGACUCUUUCUGCCUUUCUAGAGAAAAUAUUAGCACACUCAAGCUGCUGCUCUGUCAGUUGGAGCAACGCAAGGCGGAGAACGAGGCAGCAUGCGAGGCUCAUCGAGAGAAGAUCCAGCAGCUGUGGGACAGAUUGCAGGUGCCCCAAGAGGAGAGAGGGGCCUUCAAUGACCACAUGGUCAUGUCGAAGAAAAUCAACCUGGAAGCGCUCCAGACAGAGGUGCAUCGCUUGGAGGACCUAAAACUGCAGAACAUUCGAAACGUGACUGAUGCCGUCCGCUCUGAGAUCGCUGUGUUUUGGGAGAAGUGCUUCUUCAGCCUUGAGCAGCGGCAGGCAUUUUUUGCCUAUUUUAGUGAGGAUUUUACCGAGGAGCUGUUGAGUGCGCAUGAUGCCGAGAUCCAGCGCUUGAAGCAGCAUUAUGAGGAUCACAAAGAGCUUUUUGACGCGGUUCAGCAAUGGGAGGAAAGCUGGAGACUCUUCCUGGAGUUGGAUAAAAAAGCCUCGGAUCCAUCAAGAUUCACAAAUAGAGGAGGUAAUCUUCUCAAAGAAGAGAAACAGAGGGCUGAGCUACACAAAAGUCUGCCAAAGCUUGAAAAGACGCUAAAAGCCCAGAUUGAUGCCUGGGAAAGUGAGCGGAGUUGUGAGUUUUUGGUCAAUGGCCAGAAAUUUCUCGAGUAUGUGGAGGAACAGUGGAAGCUGCAUCAAGCAGAGAAGGAAAGAGAAAAACUAGAAAGGCACCUGAAAAAGAGCAAGCAGACGGAGGAGGAUAUGCUGUACGGAACAGCAGUACGAACCCCCAAACGCAGAUUUCCGACUAACCAAACCCCAAGUAAAUCGCGAAAGUUCAAUGCAACCUCCAGUAUUUCCUUGGCCACAUCCAACAGCACAAUACGCUCUGCCUUCAGUGGAACCGUCUGUCGGUCACCUCUGCCCCGCUCACCUCUUUCUGUGAGGAAGGGACUGACACCAAGGAUGAUGGGUGGCGGCAAGCCUCCCCACCCAAAAGUGAUGGGCUGUAACAAAGAGAAUGAGGUCCAGUUGAAGGCAACUCCUCUGAGUGGUGCGUUGAAGAACCCCACUAGUCCACAGUGUAACGCCAGCUUUAACUCCGUUGCCAGCACAUAUUCAGAGUUUGUGAGAGACCUGUCCAAGACUUCUAACACUAACAUCCAGCAACACAUCCUGAACUCCACAACCACCAAACUCUGACCUCUGCUGCCGACUGCCUCUGAUUUGCCAGCAUCCUUUCGAUGAGGAUCCUCACUCCAAUAAUCCCAUCGUGCUAUAUGCUAUGAAAUGUAAAUGAAGGCAACACUACAGUAUAUUUAGUCCUUGAUGAAUGAUCUUUAUCUUUCUGUCACUGUCAACAAGGAGAAACAUGAGUUAAAACAUUUAAAUAUUGACAGACGUUAAGUUUUUUUUUUUUUUAAUGUAUGCAUUUUUGAAAUAUAUAAUCUAAAUUGAAGUUACCUUUCCAAAAUUAUGCAAUAUUUGCACUUUUUGUAAAGUACACUGUAGUUUUCCCAUGCUUGCUUUGUUCCAUUUGGGCUUUCCACGGCUGUUUGCAAUCUGUAUGUAUGUAUUUCUAUUUUCUUUAUUGACAACUCUUUUUUUUUCUUUUCUUUUUUUUUUUCACCAGAACAAAGCGAUGAAAAAUACAGAAUUUCUUGCAUGGGUCAUAUUUAAUCAAUUCCUGUACUAAUGUUUUUGAGAAAAUAUAACAGUUCGUUAUGUAAAGCUGGCUCAGGACUUCUUUAAGACAGAAAGUCAUCAUCUCUUACAUUGUUACGCUAUAUGAUUCUAAUUGUUUCUGGUAGUAGUGUUCAUCAGUGAUCCUUGUGUUUUAGUUUGACAUUUAUAGAGACGUUCAUGGCAGGAACAGUGCUCACUGUGAGGAGCCUAAUUUGUAUGUUGAUAUCAUCAUAGCUGAGAAGAAAUGUGAGCUCAUGCUUUCAUAUCCUUAAUCAUAAUAUUUAAGAAUCCUGCCAUGUUACCCUGUGUAGUUGAAUUACAUCACUCUUGUUUAAGCAUAACUUGAGCUAGAGCUCCGGCCACAAACUACACAUGGAUGAUUUUCCCAAUUGAAGAAAUGAUGUCCCUUUCAGAAAUAGACACAUAAGAGUAGAUCAACUAAAUAAAAAUAGAUAUAAAGGAAAUGUAAAAGGAAAAAAGCAAAAUAAAGAAAAUACAUUAUUCAAAAUAAAUGCAUAAAGAUUAAUUAAAACGAAUAAAAAGGCAAAUAAUGAAAAAAAACUGACAUAUCUUGUGCUGUGGUUAAAUGAUUUGAUUAUUUUUAAAUGUAUAUAUAUACUGUAUGUAUAAAGCUUUGUGUUAUUGUUAGUGAUUAGUAUCAGUAGUUUAGCUCGUUACAUUUUGCUCUAUUUUUUCCCUUUUUGCAGUGUUUUUUUUUUUUGGUUUAAUUUUAUUUAACAAUAUGCCACGGGCCAAUAAAAAACAAGUUGCGGGGCACAAAUGCCCCCCGGGUGCACUUUGAACACCGCUAGAU